Molecule: messenger RNA, 1949 nt
Organism: Bactrocera dorsalis (oriental fruit fly)
Lineage: Eukaryota; Metazoa; Arthropoda; Insecta; Diptera; Tephritidae
Biological process (GO): GPI anchor biosynthetic process
Cellular component (GO): endoplasmic reticulum membrane
Source: RefSeq, a predicted model, not a curated record
CUCUAGCAAAGCUAAUGAGUAUAAUCAAAUUGAUGUUGCUCCCACAUUAGCCAUUCUGUGGUCCAUGGAAAUUCCACCAAUGUCAAUUGGCUGUUUAAUACCCGAGCUUUUGCAUGAAUUUAGCUUAGAGGAUCAACUAUUUGCUUAUUACUACAAUGCUUUACAUUUAAUGCAAAAAGCUAACAACAAAUUUGGUCAAGAUUAUGUUAAUAAUAAUGCAUUCAGCAAAUGGUUUAUAACAGCGAAAUCGGCGCAUAAGCAAUUUCUUUUAGAAAAGCGUAAUAAUAAUUUUGAAAAUGCUUUCAUUUUCGAGGACUCUAAAAUACAUUAUAUACGUUUGGCACGCGAAAUUUCAAAUCAGCUCUCCGAUUCGUUAGUGCAAUUCGAUUACGGGCUGAUCACAUUAGGGCUUGCGCUAACCACAAUUGUGGUGCUCAAUGCGCUAUUGGCUUUUUGCUCGGCAACUGAUCGCGUUUUUAUUCAUGGCAAAGGCGCCUUCCUGUCCCUAUUAGCUUUCGCCGCAUGCAUAAAUAAAUGGUGCCAUUAUCAUGGGUAUUUCACGACUACUGGCACAAUGAGUACCGUUGUGAUAUUGCUGGCGAUAAUGGCUAGCGUUUAUAUGCUAAUAAAUAUAGCGAAUUUAUUAUUGCGACGAAUGCUCGCUAGCAAUAAUCUACAGAUCUCACUUCCUAAUCAAAUUUGGAUGCUGCUAAGCUGUUUACUAAUUCACACACUAACGCUGGCUUCUUCCUCAUUCAUCGAGAACGAGAAUAAAACUUGGCAUUAUCUUGGUGCUAGCGCUUUAAUUUUGCUUUGUGUGCAAAGUUUUCAAAAAGAGUUAUUGUCUUACAAGCUGGAUGCGUGUAUCAAUGGUGUGGCGCUGUAUAAAGUUCUUUUGCGCAAUUUACAAAAAUUACAGACAUCCUUUCUGAUAAUUGGUGGGUUGGGUAUUUUACACCGUUUAGACGGCGCAUCGUCUUAUCUAACGCAGGAAGCAACAAAAACAUGGUUAAGUUGCAUAUUCGUUGCGGGUUUGCUUCUAUAUGUGUUGUGUUUGCGCAAGCAUAAGCUCGUACAAACGCGUAAGGAGCUUGUGAUCUAUCUUAUUGCUGCCAUGCUGAUAUAUUGCUAUCGCGCUUCUAAGGGAGUGGUUUCCUCUGUGUUUGACACAAACUGUUGUGCUAAAAUUGUUUUGCACAUAUUUUGGAUGGUUGUCAUUAUUGCUGCUUGCAUAUCAACUGUGAUAUUAUAUACCAAACGUCGUCUUAGUUACCAAAUUCAACACACUUUGUUAGCUGGUUGUUUUAAAAUUCUUCUAACUUUACUGCUGACAAUUUGCUUGCUGCUGCAUAAGCCACACAAUGUUUGCCUAGUCGCUUAUUUGAUAUACACACUCUCUCUAUGUUAUGAGUUGUGCGGGAAAUUCGAAAAGAACACACUUCGCACUUCCAACUAUAAGUACUUGUCGAAACUGCUGUGCACUAUACUCGUGGGCAAUAUGUUUUACUUCUACCAGGGUAAUUCGAACAGUUUUGCCACCAUCGACCUAAAUCCAGGCUACAUUGGUCAAACUUCAUAUAAUCCAAUAAUUGUGGGUAUUCUUGUCACUUUAAAUAUGUAUUCCGCACAGUUUAUUGCAUUUUUAUACUUAAUUACGCAUAUUUUGCAAGAAAGUGAUAAUAACAAAACACAUGAUUUGUCUGCAAAUGAGCAUAUUGAUUUCAUUAUUUAUUUCUACACAUUAAGCAUAUUUGUACCGGUUUUAAUUUAUUUAUGGUUAUUGCUAUUCUUUCGUUACCAUCUGUUUAUUUAUUCAGUAUUUGCACCAAAAGCGCUGUAUGAAUUUUACCGAGUAAUUGUACUUUUCUUUACAUAUUUAAUGACAACGAUUAGCUUGUACAUAUUCGAUCAAAAAUAAAAGUUGUUUUUGUUAAAUUAUAAAAUAAUAA